AUGGUCAUUCACUGGGGGACCAGGUGGGGCAUCAGCCAGUUCCUUCAAGCUACAGGGCGUGCGGCGCGGGGUGCUGGGGAGAUUGGCUGGUCAUAUGCCAUCAUCCCCCUCUCUCAGCCAUUCCCAGCGCCGGCGGAUCUGGAAGAACAGUUUUUCCAUGAGUAUCUGCAGGCACAGGUCUGCCGGCGGUCCCUAAUCAAUAGGGAAUUCAAUGGUCGGGCUACCCAGGGGUGUUUGGCGCAUGAGAAGGCAUGUGACCUGUGCCAGGCCCGGCAGGGAGAGCUCCAGGCAGUUGCUACCCAGGCUAGGGCAGUCCUCAGGGAGGGUGACGGCCUUAGGCGAAAGCUGACUGCCUAUGUGGAAUUUUUCCUCAAAGGAAAUAUCUGCCUUGGGUGUGAGCUUGAUUCAUGCUAUGAUAAAUCUGCCUAUGCCCAGGAGAUUGAUUCCCACCAUUCCUACCUUCAAUGCCCAAGAGCCCAGCAUCUGAUCAUUGCAUUCAACCAGCUUCGGGAUCAGCUUCAAUUGGAAACCCAUGGUGGCUGUUUUCAUUGCCUUCUUCCCACCAGGAUCUGUCCAAACCGAUCUGGAAAUAGGGAGGAAUGCCUGUUUCCGCCAGGGCUUCUUCUUAUUUGGUUUGGCCAUCAUAUUACUACUGAUAUGGGUAAGAUUCUGUGCUCUCUCAUGAACAUAGGCACCUCUCAAUCAUCAUCAUUAGAGCUUGGGAAUCAGCUUCUCAAAGCUGAAAGGGACACAUUUGGGACUGAGGUAUUUAAGGGGGUGGUCUUAUUUUAUAAAUGGUGUCAUAGGAUGAUUA
Messenger RNA from Monascus purpureus, 814 nucleotides. NCBI's taxonomy places the organism in Eukaryota, Fungi, Ascomycota, Eurotiomycetes, Eurotiales, Aspergillaceae. The record is from the annotation of a GenBank genome assembly.